Messenger RNA from Egretta garzetta (little egret), 3790 nucleotides. RefSeq names its product SUB1 regulator of transcription (gene SUB1). The record is from RefSeq and is a predicted model, not a curated record. Bases 22 to 402 code for a protein of 126 amino acids. Gene Ontology annotation, molecular function: DNA binding; transcription coactivator activity. Gene Ontology annotation, biological process: positive regulation of transcription initiation by RNA polymerase II. The transcript has 6 exons. Gene Ontology annotation, cellular component: nucleus; transcription regulator complex. Lineage: Eukaryota; Metazoa; Chordata; Aves; Pelecaniformes; Ardeidae.
AGCCGCGCGUGGCGUAGGACAAUGCCUAAGUCAAAGGAACUUGUGUCUUCAAGCUCAUCUGCCAGUGAUUCAGAUAGCGAAGUUGACAAAAAGGCAAAGAGGAAAAAGCAAGCAGCUCCAGAAAAGCCUGUAAAGAAACAAAAGACUGGUGAAAGUUCAAAAGGUGCAGCUUCUUCUAAGCAAAGCAGUAACAGAGAUGAGAAUAUGUUUCAGAUUGGCAAAAUGAGGUAUGUCAGUGUUCGUGACUUUAAAGGGAAAGUCUUAAUUGAUAUUAGAGAAUAUUGGAUGGAUCAAGAAGGUGAAAUGAAGCCUGGCAGAAAAGGUAUUUCUUUAAAUCCAGAACAGUGGAACCAGCUGAAGGAACAGAUUUCUGAUAUUGAUGAUGCAGUAAGAAAACUGUAAAGACAGAGCCAUACAGAAACUUUUAUCAUUUUAGUUGUUUUAAGCGGUCUUUUUACAUUGGCUUUUGUUUUCUAAAAUAUUGUUUUCCAAGCUAUUGUAUAUUUGGAUUGCAAAACGAUUUGUAAGAUGAAUACUUUUUUUAUGUGUAUUAAAAGUGUAUUCUGAGUGAGGCUAUUUGUCUAUACUUUACUAAAAGGAAGUGUGUUGCUUUCACCUCAUGGUGUAAAAUAAAACAAAUCAAAUAAUAUGUAAAGCAUACUUGUUUAUGGCCUUUUGAUUGAAGGUGUUUGCUGAUAAGGCCACCUAAUAGCUUUAGUCUUUCCUUUAGUUUCAGUUAAGUUAACAGUUGAGUUUGUUUUCUGGGGAGAUUUCUUAAAAUGUCUCCAUGUAAUUUUUUUCUUUUAUUUCGUACUCUUUUGGUAUUGCCCUGACAGCUUUCUGCUUUAAGACUUGAUACAAACAGUGAAUACUUGGUAAAACACAUUUUUGUAGAUAAUUUUAAAUACUGUAUUUGCUAAUUUACCCUAUUUAUUCAGAUGUAAACAGUCCUGAGUAUAUAGACUUUUUUUGCAUUACUUGCAUGAAGUGUUACGCUAAACAAUAACACUCAAACACAAGCCACAUGCUAUUUCUUCCCAUUUUUCUAUAGCUUGCUUGACUUAGAAAAUACAAUUAGCCUUUUUUCUUGGACCCUAGAUUUUAGAAUGUGAUGCAUAAACUUUUACAGUAAUAGACAUAUACCUCAGAGUAAGAUAGUGUUUAAAAGCUCCAAAUGUGAUUAUUAGGUACCCUUUUCAAGCUUUACAUUAAAUUCAUUCUUGAAUACAUACUAACUAGUUAUUCUAUAGGAAAGAACAGUUAACCUGUCUUUGUAGAGCAUAUGUUUGUUUGAGAGUCUUGCAUAAACAAUGAUGCUUAAACUAGGCUGUAACACAGGUUACACAGUCAAACAGGGUUAAAAUUGCUUCAGCCGAAACAUCUGGCUGUCAUGCUUCUGCCCUGCCCACACUGCCUGCCCAAACCACUUAACUUGGCUUGCUUUGUGUGGCUUACAUGUGCACAGCUGUUCUACCUUUUGUACAGAAGACACUUGGCGCUUAAGUGAAGCGCUGGUGCAUAGUGGAUCAUGACUCUAGCAAGCUUCACUUAUCAACCAUUGUACUGUUCUGGUAAGAGAAGCUUCUGUCCGGUGAAAGUUCUCUAAGAGUAGAUGCUGCCCCAGUUGAAGGGCUUCUUGGUAGAUGUCACGAACAAUGGAAUGAAGAAGGGAAAAUGUGUUUGAGUAGAACUUGGCGAGAUAAGGGGCAUGCCAAUAUGAAAGUUAACGAUGAAAGAUCAAAGUUAGCUGACAUAUAAUAGCUACAGUGAAGAAAUGUAUGUUAGUGGAGUUGGGGAAGAGUUCAUUUUCUGACUUAAUUCAGUUAAUCCAAGGAAGAAGAUGAAACAACUUCAUGAAAAUUGACAUUUCAAGACUUAUUAGUGAAUGUACAACUAAAUUGGUUUGGCUGUAAUUUUCCCAUUUUAUGUUAAUCUAUUUUUAAAAUUUUGUAUAGAUAAACCAGGAUUUACUAUUUGUUUAAUUUUGGGAUUUCUUAAUAUUAUUGUUUAUAUUGCCAACAUCCAUGGAAGUGCCAUACACAGACUGUUCCUGUGCUGCAGUUUAUAAUUCAAUACAAAUAGGUAUUGAAGGGUGAGGAAGGGUAACUUCAUCAAAUUAAAUAUGUUAUUUAAUUUAAAUAUUAUGUCAGAUACCUCCACCUGCUUUUUAACUUACCCGUUAUUGACAUUACAAACAAAGUUAAGGUCCGUUUUCGUACAGCUCAGGAAAUCUGAAUUUUUAAGAACUGCUUGAGGGUGAAUAAAAAGGUGAAGAGAUGUUUUGUGGUAGCAGAUGCAUUUUUGGGCACAUUCUUUAAGUGACUCUUAAAGGCAUGUAGGGAUAUUUGGACCAAAUAGAAUAAAUAUGAAGUAUCUGCUAAAAUUUCACAGAUGAGUGAAUUAAAUUAAUUGCUUCAUAUCACUGUUGUUGACAGGUUGUAGGUGGGGUUUUUUAUGUGGUAUGUAUAUAUGAUUUUUUUCCUUUAAAUCUGAAAUUGUACAACCAGAUUUCACCCAUUUUUACCUCAAAACUUUCAUGUUGCUACUUUAAAGUGCAUGAUUAUCAUAUUAGAGGGAACAUUGUCCUCACUCAGAUUACUGUGGUAGUGGGUCAUUGGGUGGCAGCAGUGUAUCAGUACAGUACAAUGGUGUACAGGAAGGUGGAGAAUUAAAUUUGUUCAUCUGGGGGGAAUAAGUGAAAAAGCUUCAAUAUAGUGAUUAGUUCUCUUGUGGAAACUGAUGGUAGAGGUGUUCAAAGAAAUCCGUAUUUGUUAACAAAGGACUAUUAGUUCCUCUUAUACAUAACCCCCUUGCUGAAUUUGUGGUGAUAAUUUCUGGAGCUGUUUAUCCCAUUUUACUUGAUAAAACUUGGGGCAGCUUGAUUUUUACUUAGCUUCUGUGUUUAAAAAUAGUUUCCCACCUGCCAGUUACAUUUCUGCCUAUAAUAAUGAUAAAAUAUCAUACAUAUUACCUGAGCCAAUCUUACAUCUGCAUGAGUGUCCUACAAAAAAAGGUAACUAAACCAGUCAGUUUCACAAAUGAAUUCCAAAUGGGAUGUGUUGAAUUGUGAGGGAAUUUGUUGCACCUCAGAUGACUGAUGUGCUUGUUACUUGAUAAAAAUUUGACACAUUCAAUGUUAUUUUGAAAUAAAUAGCUGAUAGGGAUUCGUCGUGUAAUUUGUAGUCUUUCUAAUUUGAGAAGAAAAUUCAGAUUUUUUUGAAUAAAGAUUAUUUUCUUGCAGACAAAAUGGUAGUUAGGGUACAUGUGGAAGUGUCCAUGGAAGAAAAUUGUGCAUGUAUGAGAAGACUGUGUAAUAUGAGGUAAAAACACCGCUCCCUUUCCCAUUGAAGUGGCAAAAAAAAGAUGCAUUUGAUUCUUGAUGUUUAUGCAGGGCAUAUUAGCAAUAUGUUUUAUAAAUUAAACCUUCUAUGGAGCUUAGGAGGAAAAAAAUACAUCACAGUUAGAGCUGCCAAAGUACCAUAUGUGUGAUAAAUCAAACUGUCAUGUACGAUGUUGCUCUUAUGUAGAGAUGUUCAUAUUGAAAUUAAACGAAUGCAGUACUGAGUUUGAUAUUUCUGUUAAAGGAAAUGCCCCAGUUACGUACUCCUUAUGUGAUCUGUUAGCAAAAAAAUUGAUGAUUGUAAUUCUGGUAACUCAAAUGUCAUAUUGUUAACCAUGUGGAAUGUUUCAUGUUUUGCUCUGGUGGUAUCUACUGCAGAGAGGCCACUGGAAAUAUGAGCCCUCCAGCUGUAAUUACCUUAAUGUUCAAAUAAAAAAUAGUUAAAUGGCA